UGUUACACAUAUAGAACUUUGCCCUCUCACUUUACCUUUGGACUACCUGGGAUUCAGCUACAGCGGACUUAAACGUUUUCUAACUGGAGGUAUUUUAACUGGCUUUCACCUGCUGAGUAUGUUUGUUGAGUUUCUCUUGGCAGGUACCAUCACUGCUGGAGUUAAGCUGUCUCAGGGAGUUGACUUGUAUACAUCUGUCUGACUGGGAGUUAAUACCUUCUGUUUCCUGUUGGAAGUCACCAGUCAGAAGGAGCUCAACUGUGUCUCUCUGACUGGCUGCAAUCAACAAGGGUUUUACUUUACGUCUUCAGCUAACCUGUACAGGAGUUUUCCUGUGUAAAGAAGUUCACCUGUGUGACUGGAAUACCAUCUGACCACCUGGAUUAACUAAAGACUUGAUCUCCCACUGGGGUUCACCAUGCUCAGAGUCAAGCUCUGAAUUCCUCCAGCCGUGUGUGUAUGUGUCUGUGUGAACGUGAGUCAAGAUGAUGCAAGAAGUUUCCAUCGCGGUAGCAUAUGACGCCCACAUCGUAGACCAGAUGACUGAGGAGAUCCUGGCCUGCCUCGUGACCGAGUCCUCAUCUCAACACAUGGUUUCCAAUGGGAUGGAGAAACAGCCACAGCAGCUGUGUGACCCAAUAGACAGAUACCAGACAGAGAACCUUCAGCUGCAGCAGGCCAGUCUGCGUUUAGAGCAGGAGAAUGAUGUUUUGGCUCACAGACUGGUCACCAGCAAGAUCUCCCUGAGGGCUGCCCUUGACCAGGCAGAAGACAGAGCUGAUGAGCUGACAAAAGAGUUGCUGAUUACCAGGAAGAAACUGAAGGAUACUGUGGAAGAGAAGAGAAGGAAGGAGGAAGAGACUGUUCAGCUAAAGGACGCGUUCAGGGGAGAGCUAGACAGGACAGAAUCAGAGGUGAAGAGGAGCUCAGGCAUUAUCUCAGACUACAAACAGAUCUGUUCCCAGCUGACCCUUCGGAUAGAGAGGCAGCAGGCAGCACACAGAGAGGAGCUGCAACACCUCAGAAACGCUGUGUCGGGGUGCUCACGCUGUCAACAGGCCCUAGGUUCUGGUGUCACGGAGGCCGGUGAACUGGACCGGUGGGAAGACCUGGAGAAAGAACCAGACCUGCAGAUAGCAGCUACCAGCCAGCCAGACCAGGAGAAGCUGUGUCUGAGCCUCCGGGUCACGGAGCUGGAGAAGGAGCUAGCCCAGACUAAACUACAGAUGGUGGAGGCUAAGUGCAAGAUCCAGGAGCUGGAGCACCAGAAGAGGGCGCUACAGAAUGAUCUCCACACUGCUCAGGACAGCUGGCUCAAUAAGACUCUCAGCUCCAUACGGUCGGCCAGAGGCGGCCGGCAGAUCAGCAGCCGCCCCAGGGACAGAUCCUCAACGCUGGGGGGUUCCCUUCACGGCCUCCCCCUUUCAGCCUGGAGCUCCAAGAGACUGUCAUGGGGCCCAAGGGAGGCCCGGGAGGAGUCAAGUGACAGUGAGGCAGGGGAGUGCAGGGCACGCAAGGAAAUGGAUUGAGGAUAUAGACAUUGGAGUUAUCCAAAAUUGGUGGUGGUUUCUUUCCCAACUUUACUUGCUAUUUUUGUUGUAAUUUUUCAUAUGUAUGUAAAGACAUUGCUAGCUGCACUGGGUUGGUUGUCCCUGUCAUUAAGCAUGUAGAAGUUGUGUAGAAGUCCUUACUUCCAGGGCUAACGCUCCUUUAUGCAUGAA
Molecule: messenger RNA, 1721 nt
Organism: Esox lucius (northern pike)
Lineage: Eukaryota; Metazoa; Chordata; Actinopteri; Esociformes; Esocidae
Product: rab GTPase-activating protein 1-like
Exons: 8
Coding region: 486-1529 (347 amino acids)
Source: RefSeq, a predicted model, not a curated record